AUGUUGGCCUCCUAUGAAUUGAAGUACUUGUUGUUGAAAAUGCGACCGUCACCGACAAUGAUGGCAAUUCAACCUCUAGGUAUUCAGCACCAUCUAGAAAUGAUUCGUGAUAACCUUUGGGCUGUCAAUUCCAUGACUGCAAGGACCAGGUUCAAGCUUUUAUAUGAAGUUGGAUGGUUGAAGAAUGAGGAGAUGGAAUGGUUGAGGGAUGUGGAUGUAGCAACUGCAGAUAUGAAAAACUUGCUCAACCAAAUUUUGGAUUCGAAGAAGACAAUUGUAGAGUCGUCUGGUCGCCACUUGCAUUGUUCUUGCUUGAGUGACAUUCGACCGACACACCAUCGCCACCUCAUUUUGGUGGAGCUCAAGGAGAUGCUGCUCAACUUGAACUAUCUCAUGCAUAGAGGAUCUAGAUUGGGCCUUCAAAGGGAAUCCAUGGAUUCCAUGGAUCCACUUGAAGAAGAGUACAUGACCAUCCUAAAAAGUGAGGUGGUUGGGAGGGAUGAAGAUGUAGACAAAAUCAUAGCAAUUCUUCAACAACCGUCAUUCAACAAUCACAAUGAUGAUGAUGAUGACAACGAUGAUGAUGAUAACAACAUCAACCAUGAUGACAAUGACGGUGGUGGUGGUGGUGCUGCUGUUAUUGAUGACGAGAAUGAUGAUCCAUUAGUCAUUGUGAUAAAUGGCUCAAAAAUGGUUGGGAAGACUACCUUCGCCCGAAUGAUCAACCAUCACACUUGGGUGUGUCAAUACUUCCAUCAUCGCAUCUGGGUGGAUGUGGAUUUAAAUUCAUCUCUCAAUCUCACCAAUAUGAUCGUCAGAGAAUUUCAAAGAUCCAUAAUCAAGAUGGGGGAGACCUCUGAGAGUGUCUGCAAACUAAAACUUGGCCUACCACUACAAGUCAUGUGGGAAUUUGUCAAUGAACAACUUGGCGGAAGCAGAUAUUUUCUUGUUCUAGAUUGCAAAGACUUUCCAAAUCGACUGCAAGAGGAGUGGGAUGGUUUGAAGCGUACCCUCUUGCGCGUGGGAGGGCAAGGGAGUGCGAUCUUGAUCACCCACAGAACAAGAACAGAAUUUGACACUGAUAUGCUACAUGGGGUGAGGUUCGUUGAAACAUACAACUUGGAUGGAUUAUCAGAGGAUGCAUGGUUGAAAUUGUUCCUGAGACAUCAUGAUGCAUCAGCCAACCCAUCAGAGCAACCCAAACUGUCCCUGGGGCAUGCUAAGCAGCUUUUCAAAGACUGCAAUGGGUUGCCAAUUUGGGCAAAGUAUACAGCAUCAUUCAGGUAUGAUGUUGAUUGGAUCAAUUUUGAGUUUGAAAAUGAUAAUGAUCCCACUGAAACUUUUUCACUUAUCCGCAUACGAACAUUUCAAUAUCUAUCAUUGUUUCUUAGUAAGCCUAAUCCUGAAGUCAUCCUACACAUAUUGAUAGCUGAUGGUACUAUAUUAGAUUUCAUUGGGGUCAUUGAUGAAAUUUCUUAUGACUUUUGGCAAAGAAAAUGGCUAUUUAAGGGAGAUGAAUUUGAUUUGAUUGAAAUCAUUGACGAGAUUUCUGAAGAAUUUUGGGUAAGGAAAUUGAAAUUAGAGGAAGGUAAAUUUGAUCCAAAUGAAAUGGAAGCAAUUGUGGGGAUACAAUAUUUGCAAAUAAGGGUCGGUAAAGAUUCAAGAGUAAAAAUCCCAAGGCAGUGCCGUCAUUUGUGUUUAGUAUUUGACUCUAAAGCCGGUGCAUUUCGGCUGCCAACCUUGCCAGUCGAGGUGAGCAGCAAGCUUAGAACACUGAUUGUGCAAGAUGAUGAAACAGCAACUCCAAUUUCAAAAGUCCAAACAAGACGACGAGCUGAAGAAGCAGCAGCAGCAAUGAGAACGAUAAAGAUGUUGGCCAAACUUGUAGAUUUGCACACGUUCUAUCUGGAGACUACUCUCAUCAGGCAGUUACCUAGAGAAGUAAGCAAGUGGGUAAACUUGAGAUACCUCCACAUUUCCAAGAAUGACAUGGAGUUCCUCCCGGAGUCACUUUGCAGCCUCAGUAACUUGUUGAUUUUAAGUUUACUUCGUUGCCAUAAGCUUCAAAUGCUACCUGAACGAAUUCAUGAGCUUCAGAAGUUGCAGAUUUUGGAACUAGUUCAUUGCACAAAGCUUGGCAAAUUACCGAAACUUGUGACCAGACUCAAGAACUUGGAAGAGCUAAAUGUGGAAGGUUGCUGCUGGCUCAUGGAGUUACCGGAGGAUUUGAGCAGCAUGCAAACGUUGAGAGUCCUCAACAUCGUGGGAUGCGCAUCCAUGUCAUUGUUACCCCAUGGGAUUCAAAAGAUGAUAAACCUCCGUAAGUUGUCAGGAAUAUUUAUCACAGCUGGUCUUAGUGAUGGAAGCUUCGGACUCAGAGAGUUGCAGGCUUUGACAAAUCUUGAAGAACUACGACUGCGGAACCUAGAACGAGUGUCGAAGACAGAGGAUGAGACUCACAUUGAGCCGUUGUGGAUGAUACAGAAGCUCCAAUAUGCGUCACUGCAUUGGGAUAACGAUAUGUCAGCGUGCGAACCAGCAACUUUGCUGCAGCUACUUGAAGCCUUCAAAUUCAACACACAUUUGAAAAGUAUAGAGGUCAUUUCUUAUAUGGGAAUGGAAUUUCCUAGUUGGAUGGGCAAAGAAAUUUCCAAUGCCAAUUCCCUAGUUGAGGUCAAGCUCAUCAAUCUGAAGAAAUGCAGCACGCUACGACCACUUGGAGAACUUGAAAAUCUAAGGAAACUUGAAAUAAGCGGCAUGGAUUCGAUAAAAGAGGUGGAUGAUGCCUGCAUUGGUGUCAGCUUGAAAGAACUCACUUUCUCUGAGAUGCCUGCAUUGCAGCAAUUGUCUAUUGUUAGUUAUUAUCGCUUUCGUGCACUCCAUGAACUGAAGCUAAUUCAAUGCACAAAAUUGAAUUCAAUUAAUAUGGAGAGUUGGGUUUUGUAUGAUAACAAAGUUAAUUUAUGGUUGAACAUGGAACCAUGGUGGAGUCGCGAAUUUUCGGGAUGGAAAAAUAUGAAAUUUGUUCGAUCCAUAGAGAUAGUCGGGUGCCAGGAGCUGAGGUAUCUGCCAGGAGGUAUGCAGAACUUGAGAAAUCUUCAAGAAUUGAAAAUUAUGAGUUGCAAUAAUUUGGUGGCUCUGCCAAAUUGGUUGAACAAAUUGAAAUCUCUCUGUUCCUUGCACAUCUAUGCUUGUCCCAAGCUGUCAUACAUCCCAGAGAUAAUCAAAACACAUUUGCGAGUGCUGAAAAUUGAAGAAUGCCCCAAGCUUCAGAUGUAA
Messenger RNA from Zingiber officinale, 3279 nucleotides. RefSeq names its product putative disease resistance protein RGA4. The transcript has a single exon. Gene Ontology annotation, molecular function: ADP binding. Bases 1 to 3279 code for a protein of 1092 amino acids. NCBI's taxonomy places the organism in Eukaryota, Viridiplantae, Streptophyta, Magnoliopsida, Zingiberales, Zingiberaceae. The record is from RefSeq and is a predicted model, not a curated record.